AUGAGCCGCUUCAAUGCGCCAGCUGGUCAAUCCCUUUUUGCUUCAAAACUCGCCUAUGAAGCUCUAGAAAUCGAGUCUGGUGAAGAAAGUGAAGAGGAAAUUGUCCAGGAGGAGCCAGCUCAAUCCAGUGCCCCGGAGGAGCCUCCAAAGCCUACCAAGUCGGCUUUGAAGAAGGCUAGUCGCCUUGCCCGUCAGGAACGCAGGCAACAAGAAAAGGCAGAGAGGUCCAGAGCCCGAGCUGCUGCCAAGCAAGCCGCUUCGCAAUCCCCCUCGACGCCCUCGACACCUCUAGAGACACCUACGUCGGCGAGCAGGUCGGAAAGCGGUGUAGAUGAAACGCCUGCAGCCCCUGUGAAGUUGGAGACGCCUGUCGCCGCGGCUCCACCUCCACCAGCGGUCGUCGCGGAAGCAAAACCAAAGGACGAGAAACCAAUCCCAUCGCGCCCUGCUUCCAAUGGCAACAUCAACGGCCAUGUCCACCAGGAAUUGGCCCAACCAACACCCCCGCCAGCUAACGAAGAAGCGAAGACGCCAGCGCCUUCCGCACAACCGAAAGCAGCAGCGGUACCUACCAAAGCACCACCAGUCGCCGUCAUCGAACCGCUAAAACAACCUGUGGUCAAACCCGUUGCACAUCCUCCAGCACCAGUUGACGAAGAACAGGUGAAGAAAAGACAAAAUGUUGUUGAACGUGUCAUUUGGACGUUCGUCAUGAUCUUUGGAUUCAUUGGUCUUCUGCUCAUGGGUCACGCGUAUAUGAUUGUGCUGGUCAUGCUCUGCUCGACUCUGGUAUACCGUGAAGUGACGGCACUCUUCUCGCUCAAGUCAGCGGACCAGAAGGAGAACAAACCUGAGUUGAAGGGCAAAGACCCCUGGAGCAAGACGUUGAAUUGGUACUUUUUCGCUGUCACCAACUACUUCCUGUAUGGUGAAAGCAUCAUCUACUACUUCAAGCAUGUCGUAUUCGCAGAUGCUCAGCUUCUCCCCUUCGCUACCAACCACCGAAUGAUCAGCUUCACCCUCUACAUCAUCGGUUUCAUGGGCUUCGUCAUGUCUCUCAAAAAGGGAUACCUGAAGCAACAAUUCGGCCUCUUCUGCUGGGUCCACAUGAGUUUGCUCAUUAUCGUGUUUUCGAGCCACUUCAUCAUCAACAAUAUCCUUGAAGGUCUGAUUUGGUUCUGGGUUCCCGCUUCCCUCGUUGUUUGCAACGACUGCUUCGCCUACAUCUGGGGUAAGACAAUGGGGCGAACACCCUUGAUCAAGCUCUCUCCCAAAAAGACUGUGGAAGGCUUCGUUGGCGCCUUCUUCAGCACUAUUAUCUUUGCUGUGUUGUGGGGAACCUACUUCAUGCGAUUCAACUACAUGAUCUGCCCCGUCCACGACCUCGGAACCAACGCGUUCACUGCGAUGUCCUGCAACCCGAACCCGGUCUUCAUCUGGCGAAGUUUGGAAUUGUGGAAGCCCCUGUCUGUCGCGCUCGGCACUAUUUCUGGCCAGUCCAUCACCUCCAUUUCUUACGCUCCGUACCAACUCCACCUCCUCGUGCUGGCCUGUUUCGCCUCUCUUGUUGCUCCUUUCGGAGGCUUCUUUGCAUCGGGUUUCAAGCGUGCCUUCGACAUCAAGGACUUCGGCCAAAGUAUUCCAGGCCAUGGUGGAAUGACGGACCGCAUGGAUUGCCAGUUCCUCAUGGGCGUCUUCACCUAUGUUUACUACAGCAGCUUGAUCCGUCAAAAUAACGUCACGGUCGGAGGCAUCCUGCAAACCAUCGUUAGCAACCUCACCGUCGAUGAGCAACUAGAGCUCAUCGGUGAUCUCGUACGCUACUUGGAAAAGCAAGGCAUCGCCGUUCCCCGAUGA
Messenger RNA from Coprinopsis cinerea okayama7#130, 1857 nucleotides. Its product is annotated as phosphatidate cytidylyltransferase. The transcript has 7 exons. Gene Ontology annotation, cellular component: endoplasmic reticulum membrane. Bases 1 to 1857 code for a protein of 618 amino acids. Gene Ontology annotation, molecular function: phosphatidate cytidylyltransferase activity. Lineage: Eukaryota; Fungi; Basidiomycota; Agaricomycetes; Agaricales; Psathyrellaceae. The record is from RefSeq and is a predicted model, not a curated record.